Messenger RNA from Rhinolophus ferrumequinum (greater horseshoe bat), 1894 nucleotides. It is a transcript of the gene TRAM1L1, whose product is annotated as translocation associated membrane protein 1 like 1. Gene Ontology annotation, biological process: protein insertion into ER membrane; SRP-dependent cotranslational protein targeting to membrane, translocation. The transcript has a single exon. The record is from RefSeq and is a predicted model, not a curated record. NCBI's taxonomy places the organism in Eukaryota, Metazoa, Chordata, Mammalia, Chiroptera, Rhinolophidae. The coding region runs from base 50 to 1153 and encodes 367 amino acids. Gene Ontology annotation, cellular component: endoplasmic reticulum membrane.
CCGGGCCGGCGCUGUGAGGACGCGCUCCCCCGGGCCGGCCGCCGCCGCCAUGGCCUUGCGCAAGAAGAGCGCCAAGAACCCGCCGCUGCUGAGCCACGAGUUCGUGCUGCAGAACCACGCGGACCUGGUGGCCUGCGUGGGCAUGUUCUUCGUGCUGGGGCUGCUGUUCGAGGGCACGGCCGAGGCGUCCAUCGCCUUCCUGACGCUGCAGCACGGGGUCCCCGCGGCCCCCGACGCGCGCGCGCCGCCCCGCCUGCUCUACCGCUACGGCGCGCGCGACCUGGCCACCGUCUUCUUCUACACGCUGGUGGCCGUCAUCGUGCACGCCACGCUGCAGGAGUACGUGCUGGACCCCGUCACGCGGCGCCUGCAGCUGCCCAAGGCCAAGCAGAGCCGCUUCAACGAGGCCGGCCAGUUCGGCGCCUUCUACCUGGUGUCGUGCGCCUGGGGCACGUGGGUGCUGGCGGCCGAGGGCUGCCUGGAGGAGCCGGCCCGCCUGUGGCGCGCGCCGCCUCGCCGCACCAUGACCUUCCACGUCAAGUUCUUCUACGUGGCGCAGCUGGCCUACUGGUUCCACGCCGUGCCCGAGCUCUACUUCCAGAGGACGCGCAAGCAGGCCGUGCCGCAGCAGCUGGUCUACAUCGGCCUGCACCUGUUCCACAUCGCCGGUGCCUACCUGCUCUACCUGAACCACCUGGGGCUGCUGCUGCUCACCGUGCACUACUGCGUGGAGCUGCUCACGCACCUGUGCGACCUCUUCUCCCUCGGCGACAGGAAGCAGCAGAGGGGGCUGUCCCUGUGGGCCGUGGUGUACAUUUUGGGCCGGCUGGGGACGCUGGUGGUGUCGGUCCUCACCGUGUGCUUCCACCUGGCGGGGGGCCAGGCUCGCCAUCCGGACGCCGCGGGAAAUGUGAACGUGCUGGCCGCCGAGAUCGCCGUGCUGUUGUCCAGCUGCACCAUCCAAGCCUACAUCACGUGGAACUUGUUCAGUGUCCAGCUGCAGAGAUGGAUGGAAGGCGACGCUGCUCUCCAGGCCCCACUUGUGAAGAAGAAACGGACGAAAGGCAGGUCUUCUAGAAAAGGAACAGAAAAUGGUGUGGCCGCUUCGAAUCGCGUGGACUCGCCCCUUAAGAGGAAGGAGAAAUCUUCAUAAUGAAUGAGACGCAUACUGGUUCAUGGCCGCAAAGAAGCCUGCCCUCUCCUAUAAGAUAUCUUUCCACACUAGAGAACUUUUCUGUUCUUGACGAUAGUUCGUGCUGUGUUGACUUUUGCUAUGGUACUGUGUAAUGUAUUUUUUAAAGGCAUUUGAGGGGAGAAGGAUAUGAAUGGAAAAAGCAAACAAACUUGCUUUACACUAAGCUGCUCAUCCUCAAAAUAAUUUAGGGAUCACCACCGUGUUUUGUUUUGUUCUUUGCGUUUGAACAUUUUCCUAAUGAUGUGUAGAGAGAGCCACAAAAUUCUGAAUAUCAGUGACACGGUGUCUUGCUCUCACCAAUCUUUUGUAACAUUACCAAGAUGGUCUGUUAGAGCAAGGCCAUAUUUUUAAUGUUCUCUUUCAGGAUAAAAUGGAAGUAUCAUAAAUGUCAUUUUUCAGUAAGUUUUCAGUAUUCUAUAAUUCUUACAAUUUUUUGUUUUAGAAUUUACAACUGGAGGAAAAAAAUUGUAAAACCACCAAAUAAAUGAUGUUUUUUUGUAGAUAGUGGUUGUUAGUGUGAAAUUCCCAUUAAAAAAUACGAACAAAAUACUAAUGGGUAACAUCUGUGGAGAUUUAUUGCCAUAUAGUGAAUCAAAUUAUCUUGAAUUAAUAGAAAAGUAUUACUGAAGAGGUAAACCCAUUCUUGUCCAUUUUAAACACUUGUAAACUGGAAAUUAGAAAAUUAAAUAUUUAACUGUA